This is a messenger RNA of Mus caroli (Ryukyu mouse), 1425 nucleotides long. It is a transcript of the gene Ccn6, whose product is annotated as cellular communication network factor 6. Gene Ontology annotation, molecular function: heparin binding; integrin binding. Gene Ontology annotation, biological process: signal transduction; positive regulation of cell differentiation; cell adhesion. The record is from RefSeq and is a predicted model, not a curated record. Gene Ontology annotation, cellular component: extracellular matrix; extracellular region. Lineage: Eukaryota; Metazoa; Chordata; Mammalia; Rodentia; Muridae.
GUCCAAUGAAAUACGCAGGGCACUGGGAUAGAUCCUCAGACGGAAAGUGCAGCCCGGGAGUCUGAAGCCCAGGAGGUGGAGACGUGGUUCCCUGUGCAGGAGACAGGGGAGCUUUGUGCCGGGCGCUUCUCCAUCUCUCCAUCCUCCCACGGUCCGGCAACAUGCGUAGGCUCCUCUUUUGCACUCUGCUCAUUACUGGGCUGACACAGCUCUGCUGCAGGACACAGGGCAGUGCACCGCAAGACUCGACCCCUGGAGGGCAGCCUGGAGCAGCAUUGGAGGUGUAUCAGCGUGCAGAGGUCUGCCGCUGGCCCUGCAGAUGCCCCCCGCAGAGGCCCACUUGUCCUCCUGGGGUGAGUUUGGUGAGGGAUGGCUGUGGAUGCUGCAAAGUCUGUGCCAAGCAACCAGGAGACACCUGUAACGAAGCCGAGAUCUGCGACCCCCACAAAGGCCUGUACUGUGACUACUCCGGGGACACGCCUAGGUACGAGACAGGCGUGUGUGCAUAUCUUGUGGCAGUUGGAUGUGAGUUCAACAGGGUCUAUUACCAGAAUGGCCAAGUAUUUCAGCCCCAUCCACUAUUCAGCUGCCUCUGUGUGAGUGGGGCCAUUGGAUGCACACCCCUCUUCAUCCCCAAGCUGGCUGGCAGCAACUGUUCUGCAGCUAAAGGAAGAAGGAAGACUGAUCCCCCAAACUGUGGCCGGGGAACCCUGCAGAAGCAGGAGUCAGCAAGCUACAAGACAAUGUCAGCUUAUAGGAAUCUCCCACUUACUUGGAGGAAAAAAUGUCUUGUGCAAGCAACAAAGUGGACUCCCUGCUCCAGAACGUGCGGAAUGGGAAUUUCUAACCGGGUAACCAACGAAAACGCCAACUGUGAAAUGAGAAAGGAGAAGAGGCUGUGCUACCUCCAGCCCUGCAGCAGGAACACAUCACAGGCAGUGGAGAUCCCCAGAGGAGCAACAUGUCAACCCACUUUCCAACUCCCCAAAGCUGAAAAAUUUGUUUUUUCUGGAUGCUCAAGUACUCAGAGUUACAGACCCACUUUCUGUGGAAUAUGCCUGGACAAGAGAUGCUGUGUCCCCAACAAGUCUAAAAUGAUUACUGUUAGCUUUGACUGCCCCAGUGAAGGGUCGUUUAAGUGGCAGAUGCUGUGGAUCACAUCUUGUGUGUGUCAGAGGGACUGCAGAGAACCAGGAGAUAUAUUUUCUGAGCUCAGGAUUCUAUAGAGCCAAACAGGGAGGCAAGGUUAAGGCUAAGCCAUUCAUGCCAUAAGGAAAACCCUGAUGUAGCUACACAAGGGCGAAAAGCUUACUUAAGGGACUUAACACACAGAUAGUGACCAUUCUUUGCUUGCUAUAUUUGUGACAAGAGAAGAUUCUAAAACAUAUACUAAUAAAACAAAAACGAAUGCUUGAAGAAUUUUAA